CAAGAUACAAGUAUAACGGUGUACAAGAUACAAGUAUAACGGUGUACAAGAUACAAGUAUAACGGUGUACAAGAUACAAGUAGGUAUUGUUGUAACAGGUGUAUCAGAAUUACAAGUACCAAAUUAAUAGGACAAGUAGAACAGUUUAGUAUGGAUUCUUAUCAGAGUAAUAACCUGAAAGUCGGUAUGUCUAUGGCUGGCAUGGCUGGCAUGGCUGGUAUGGCUGGUAUGACGAUGUCGGGUAUGACAGUGUCUGGAAUGACAAAUAUGACGGCGCCAGGGAUGGCAGGCAAUCAAGAGUACUUGGAUGUGGUUGACGGUGACUCGUCACAUUCAUCAUCUUCGAUGAUCCAAAAUCUUCGUGAAACCAGCUUGGGCAGUGCUUAUUCGAGUGCCAAAUCAAGCGCCAACCCUGGUUUGGCCCAAAAUAAGUUUUGGAGACCGGUUGCUAACCCUGGCGGUGAUGUUCUACCAAAUAUGUUAUAUUAUGAAGAUGGGAAUUAUCAAACAAAUACAUUACCUAGGUACAAUUCUGAUUCUUAUAUUACGAGAAAUCAGAUUAAACGAGAUGAUAAAUUGAAGCGUCCGAUUGCUUUAAACGUAAAUGCUCAAAGUUAUAAUCCGUAUGAUUAUACUAAUUUUGUUAACAAUGAUACUAAUAAAUCAAUUGAACAAUUAAAUUUCGAAUUGGCUUUGAAAAAUAAAACAAUUGAUAACUUAUCUGAACAAUUGAAGUCUUUGCAAAAGAUUAAUCCAAAAACAAAUUUAGAUUCAAUGACGGUUCCUGCUAAUUAUCAUCAAUUAUUUAGAGAUUUAACCCAGGCUCUUAAUGAAAAAACAAUUGAGUUAGAAAAUACAAAACAAAGAUUAGAAGCGUUAUUGGUUAGUUGUUCUAUCACUAAUGACAAUCAGAAAUCAAUUUCCUUAAAUGGUCAAUUUGAUGAGCAAGAAUUAACCCAUAAAAUUAUCAAUAAGUUAUCAAUCUUAUCCAAUGAAAAUGAAAAUUUAUUGAAAAUGAUUAGUUAUAGUAAUAAGCUGAGUUUAUUGGUUGAAUUGGGCUUGUUACGUAACGAAAACAAGCUCUUGAAGCUGAAACUCAGUGAAAAUAAGUAG
Molecule: messenger RNA, 1113 nt
Organism: Hyphopichia burtonii NRRL Y-1933
Lineage: Eukaryota; Fungi; Ascomycota; Pichiomycetes; Serinales; Debaryomycetaceae
Gene: MUM2
Product: Mum2p
Exons: 2
Coding region: 151-1113 (320 amino acids)
Source: RefSeq, a predicted model, not a curated record